Molecule: messenger RNA, 879 nt
Organism: Teleopsis dalmanni
Lineage: Eukaryota; Metazoa; Arthropoda; Insecta; Diptera; Diopsidae
Product: protein dpy-30 homolog
Exons: 2
Coding region: 180-443 (87 amino acids)
Cellular component (GO): Set1C/COMPASS complex
Source: RefSeq, a predicted model, not a curated record
GUUUGCCGCAUCUUUGUUGACAGACUGUGCCCUUCAUCAAGCUUCGGUUGUAAUAUACAUUUAUUGUAUUUAUAUAUUUAUUAUAUUUAUUGAGGAAAGUACAGUAUAAGUGUUAAUAUAUUUUAUUUUCAAAGUAGUUUCAUUUUUAUUUGAUAUAUUCGUUAAUAUAAAAAUUUAAGAUGAAGGGCAAGGGUAAAUGUAAGGUGGAAAAAGUGGAAGAUGGACCAUCGACUAGUGCCGUAGCAAAUGCAGCUCAACCCAAAAAACGUGCGGAUAUGAACACAUUGCCCACACGCCAAUAUUUGGAUCAAACACUCGCACCUAUUUUAUUGAAAGGUUUGCAGACUGUGUCGCGUGAACGUCCGGCAGAUCCAAUUGGGUAUUUGGCUGAUUUUUUGAAUAAGCAUCGACGCACUGAGGAACCCGUGGCUGAGACUGUUUAGUUAUUUAAUUUAAAAAAAUGUUAAUAUACACAAUAGUUAAGUUUUUCAAUUAUAUUUUUUUUUAAAUAUAUAUCUGAAUAGUUUUUAUUAUUAGUGAAAACUUUUUUAGCAAAAACUAGCAAUACAUACGGGCACGAUUACGAUUUCCUUGUUAAUAGCUUUUUGCAAAUUUGAUCAACGUUUUCCAUUGCACUACAUAUCCAUAAAGCUUGGACAUAUCAAGCUUUGAAGUUAUGCCACCUUGCGGUGAUUUGGAUAUGGAGUUCUACUACUGAGUACUGAUUACGCAAACAACGAUAAACAAGUGGAUGCGCCCUAAAGGAAAUUGUUGCUCACAAUUAUUGCCAAAUUUCAAUACUCGGAAUUAGUAAUCUUGCCCGUGCAAAUGCAAAACAUCUUAUAUAAAAUUGAAUGAAGAGGUUAAAUAUUUAAUAAA